This is a messenger RNA of Fusarium musae, 1338 nucleotides long. RefSeq lists its product as uncharacterized. Gene Ontology annotation, molecular function: glutamate-5-semialdehyde dehydrogenase (NADP+) activity; NADP binding. The transcript has 3 exons. The coding region runs from base 1 to 1338 and encodes 445 amino acids. The record is from RefSeq and is a predicted model, not a curated record. NCBI's taxonomy places the organism in Eukaryota, Fungi, Ascomycota, Sordariomycetes, Hypocreales, Nectriaceae.
AUGUCUCUCACAAACGCCUCCCCCGAGGCUGCAGCUAGCGCCGCAAAGACAGCAUCUUUCACUCUCGCAACCCUCCCUGCCAGCGAGCGCAACAAUGCACUUGAAGCCAUCCACGCUGCCUUGACGGCCUCAAAAGACGAGAUCCUCGCAGCCAACGCCAAGGAUCUUGAGCUGGCAAGGAAGGCUGCCGACGAGGGCGGUCUUAGCCAGGCUCUUGUAUCGCGAUUGGAUCUCGGAAAGAAGGGAAAGUGGGAGGAUAUGCUAAAGGGGAUCUUGGAUGUGAGGGAUCUGAACGACCCAAUUGGCCAGAUUCAGAUGAGGACAAAGCUCGACGAUGACCUCAUCAUGGAGCGCGUCUCAUGUCCCAUUGGUGUCCUCCUUAUCAUUUUCGAGGCCCGUCCCGAAGUCAUCGCCAACAUCGCUUCUCUUGCUAUCAAGUCUGGAAAUGCUGCCAUUCUCAAGGGCGGAAAAGAGUCCACAGAGUCCUUCGUGGCCAUCUCAAAGGUCAUCUCAUCAGCUCUUGAGACCACAAAGGUCCCCAACUCAGCCAUCCAGCUCGUCACAACUCGCGACGUCAUCUCCCAGCUCCUCGCCCAGGACCGCUAUAUUGACCUUGUCAUUCCUCGCGGAUCAAAUGAACUUGUUCGUUACAUCAAGGAGUCCACAAAGAUUCCCGUUCUUGGCCACGCUGAUGGUCUCUGCCACAUCUACUUGACAGCCUCUGCCGAUAAGGAAAAGGCCAUUGCUGCUAUUGUGGACUCCAAGACCAGCUAUCCUGCUGCCUGCAACGCCGUCGAGACCCUUCUCGUCCAGGAAUCAGCUCUGAAUACCAUCUUCCCUGCUGUUGCUUCCGCCCUUGCGGCCAAGGGAGUUUCCCUCCGAGUCGACGAGCCCAGCAAGGUUGCCAUUUCUUCUCUUUCACUAGAAGGCGUUCAAGAUGCCACCCCUCAAGAUUAUGACACUGAGCAUCUAUCUCUCACCAUUGGCGUAAAGACUGUUUCCUCUAUUGACGAGGCCAUAAACCACAUCAACACCCACGGCUCUCACCACACCGACGCUAUCAUGAGCUCUGACUCUGCCGAAGCCGAACGUUUCAUGAACGAGAUUGACUCAGCUGGCGUAUACUGGAAUGCCGCUACUCGUCUUGCCGACGGCAUGCGUUACGGUUUCGGUACCGAAGUUGGUAUCAGCACAAACAAGAUUCACUCUCGUGGUCCAGUCGGCCUUGACGGACUGACUAUUUACAAGUACAAGAUCAGAGGCGACUACCAGGCUACUGCUGACUAUGGAGACGGAGAAGGCAAGAAGCCCUGGAAGCACGAGAAGUUGUCGCUCUAG